AUGGCCAACGAGAAGGACGUCUCACAGACGACAGAAAUCAUCGAAAAUGCCGCCCAGGUGCGUGAACGCGAGAGACAGCGGGCUGCCGAGUUCGAGGCUCCCAUGCAACACAUUCAAGAACUCAACGAGGCUGAGCAUGUCAACCUGAGUUGGCGAUCAUGGCUGGUCGUCUUCGUCACUUGCUUUGCCAUCAUGGCCCAAGUUUUCGUCGUCGUGGCCGCUGGGUCUGUCAUUGCAUUCAUCAUUCGAGAUCUGGGUGAUGCGCCAAUUGCUGGCUGGAUCAUCCAGGGCCCGUUGCUUAUGCAGAGUGUGCUGUCUCCAAUUGUCGGUCGUCUGAGCGAUGUGCUGGAUCGGAAAUGGCUGGCCUCAAUACCGCCCCUGAUCGCUUUUGGAGGUGCAGUCAUGUCAGCCAAAGCAACCUCGAUGUCCAUGCUCAUCGGAGGUGGUAUUCUCAUCGGUGUGACUUUGAGCACGAUUGCCAUUGUGCAAGCCAUUCCCAGCGAGGUCUUGCCGCUCAAAUACAGAGCUCUCGCCAAUGGAUUUGCCUUCCUGGGAGGCGCUGUGGGCGGACUCGUCGGGAUUCUCGGCUCAGGCGGCGUUACCAACCAAAGCCCGUCAGGCUGGCGAGACAUCUUCUGGAUGCAAGCGGCCUUUCACGCAGCUACUUUCAUCGGGCUCGUCCUUUUCUACCAUCCUACUCGACGAUCCGACUAUCCCAAGAUGUCGUUGAAAGAAUACAUCUGGGCCAUCGACCCCAUCGGAUCAUUCGUGUUCAUCGUGGCUUGUACGCUUCUUUUAUUGGCUUUAGACUGGGCAGGCGGUGCCUACGCUUGGUCGGACGUCCAUGUUGCUGCUCCUCUCGGCGUUGGACUCGGAUUCUUGGCAGUAUUUUGUCUUUAUGAAUGGAAAGGUCGAUCCGAUGGCAUCGUUGCCCACGUCUUCUUCAAGGGCUCGCCCAAUUUCGCGCUGUCUGUGUUUGCAUUUGCCGUCGAAGGGUGGAUCUUCUACAGCGCUGUCAACAGUGUCACACCUCAGAUUAUUCUCAAUCUUGGAUUCCAGACCAAUGCAUGGAAGAUCUCCAUCCGGCAGCUGUCUUACAAUCUUGUGACUUUGUUUACGUCCAUCCCACUAACGCUGUAUGCUACCAAGUACAAGGAUUUGAAAUCUCCCUUGAUCGCGACAUUCGUCAUUUUCCUCGUCGUCUGCAUCUGCUAUGCCGUUAUUACACCUAGCAUGAACAGUGCUCAGAUUGGCUUCAAUGUUCUGUCCGGCAUUGGCCAAUCCGGUCCUUUGACACUCAUCGUUGCCUUGAUCCAGUUCACCGCUCCCCAUGCCUUUCUUUCCACUGCAACAGGAUUGGGCUUCUCGGCCCGUGCGAUCGGAGGAGCAUUUGGCUCGGCGGUCCUGGAUGCCAUCAUCAACGGCAAGCUCAAAUCCUAUCCGACCACAGUUGGCAAUGCGGCAGUCGAGGCAGGUUUGCCUCAGUCAUCCGUGCCUGCUCUCAUAGAAGCUCUGUAUGCGGGCACUGGUCUUGUCGGAAUCCCUGGGAUGAAUGCGACGAUUGAGGCGAAGACGCUGGAUGCUAGUCAUUGGGCAUAUGCUCACGCAUAUAGACUUGCGUGGGCGAGCAUCAUCCCCUUUGUCGUCCUUGCUUUGGUGGGUAUCUGGUUCCUAAAGGGUGUGAAGGAAUUGAUGACCGAGAAGGUUGAGGCGACCGUGGAACAUGUGAACACAGAAGAGCAUAUCAAGGCCUAA
This is a messenger RNA of Cladophialophora psammophila CBS 110553, 1755 nucleotides long. RefSeq lists its product as uncharacterized. The transcript is spliced from 6 exons. The record is from RefSeq and is a predicted model, not a curated record. Gene Ontology annotation, molecular function: transmembrane transporter activity. NCBI's taxonomy places the organism in Eukaryota, Fungi, Ascomycota, Eurotiomycetes, Chaetothyriales, Herpotrichiellaceae. Bases 1 to 1755 code for a protein of 584 amino acids. Gene Ontology annotation, biological process: transmembrane transport.